Messenger RNA from Xyrauchen texanus (razorback sucker), 6624 nucleotides. RefSeq names its product kinesin-like protein KIF16B. The record is from RefSeq and is a predicted model, not a curated record. Lineage: Eukaryota; Metazoa; Chordata; Actinopteri; Cypriniformes; Catostomidae. Bases 351 to 4418 code for a protein of 1355 amino acids. Gene Ontology annotation, molecular function: ATP binding; phosphatidylinositol binding; microtubule binding. Gene Ontology annotation, biological process: microtubule-based movement. The transcript has 32 exons.
CAGAUGUAAAACAUCAGACAUCUUGGUGAUUGAUGCGCGUGUGCUAUCAGGGAUUGGAGUCGGGCGGAAACGCACCAUCAUUCCACACCAGCAGGAGGCAGUAUCGUGUCUCGCGAGUUUUCAAUAUGCCGCACAGCUACCAGCAAAGAGGAGGAUGUUAUGAUUCUCCGGCAAAAUAAUACAAACUGAACAACAGCGUGUCAUAUGAGGAAUCAUGAGGGUACAUUAGACGUCUGUGCACGGAUACAGGACUGUCUGCAGCCGCUUUCAUUAGUACCAGUCACACGUUAGAAGUGAUAGAAAGUGUCUUUGUGAUUGUGAGAGUCGGCUCUGAGCUUCAGGGAUGUGCCAUGGCAUCGGUUCGGGUGGCAGUGCGGGUCCGGCCCAUGAACAGAAGGGAGAAAGACCUGUCUGCCAAAUGCAUCAUCAAAAUGGAAGGAAACAAGACGACCAUCACCAACUUAAAAAUACCAGACGGAGUGACUGGAGACUCGGUCAGAGACAGAACAAAAACUUUCACGUACGAUUUCUCUUACGACUCCUCGGACUGUAAAAACACCAGCUUUGUGUCGCAGGAAAAGGUGUUUAAGGAACUAGGCACUGAUGUUUUGAAGGCAGCAUUUGAAGGAUAUAACGCCUGCAUCUUCGCUUACGGCCAGACUGGAUCGGGGAAGUCGCACACCAUGAUGGGCAUCCCUGGCGAUGUCGGUCUGAUUCCACGGAUCUGUGAAGGAUUAUUCAGCCGGAUCUCAGGAAUGACUCGGAGAGAUGAAGCUUCUUUCCGUACAGAAGUCAGUUAUUUGGAGAUUUACAACGAACGAGUGCGUGACUUGUUAAGGAGAAAAAUGGUGAAGACAUUCAACCUCAGAGUCAGAGAGCACCCUAAAUACGGACCCUAUGUGGAAGACCUGUCGAAACACUUGGUGCAGAACUACAGUGAUGUGGAGGAGCUGAUGGAGGCAGGAAACAUCAACCGCACGACGGCCAGCACUGGCAUGAACGACGCCAGCAGCCGCUCGCAUGCCAUCUUCACAAUUAACUUCACACAGGCAAAGUUUGACGCAGAGAUGCCAAUUGAGACGGUGAGUAAGAUUCACCUGGUUGAUCUGGCCGGAAGUGAGAGGGCCGAUGCUACAGGGGCCACUGGUGUGCGUCUCAAAGAGGGCAGCAAUAUUAACAAAUCGCUCGUCACUCUGGGCAAUGUCAUCUCAGCCUUAGCUGAUCUGUCACAGGAAGGAGGAAACAGUCAUUUGAAGAAGAAGCAAGUGUUUGUUCCAUACAGAGACUCUGUGCUCACCUGGCUACUAAAGGACAGUCUGGGAGGAAACUCAAAAACCAUCAUGAUCGCAACUGUAUCACCUGCGGACGUGAACUAUGGAGAGUCACUGAGCACGUUACGCUAUGCUAACCGCGCCAAAAACAUAAUCAACAAACCCACAAUUAAUGAAGAGUCCAACGUCAGACUUAUCAGAGAACUUCGUGCGGAGAUCGCUCGGCUGAAAGCUCUGCUGGAACAGGGAAAUCAGAUAGCACUGCUUGAUUCUCCCACCGCGUUAAUUAUGGAGGAGGAACUGCAUCAAAAUGAAGCCAGGGUUUUAGAGUUAACCAAGGAAUGGGCGAACAAAUGGAAUGAAACUCAAAACAUCCUGAAGGAGGAGACUCUGGCUCUGAGGAAGGAGGGAAUCGGAGUGAUCCUGGACUCCGAGCUUCCUCAUCUCAUUGGCAUUGAUGAUGAUCUGCUCAGCACAGGCAUCAUUCUCUAUCAUUUAAAGGAGGGUAGGACAAAUGUUGGACGGGAAGAUGCCACUAAUGAACAUGACAUCAUUCUUCAUGGUUUGGGUCUCGAGAGUGAGCACUGCCUAAUAGAGAAUCAGAAUGGAACGGUCACUCUUAUUCCUCUAAAUGACGCUCAGUGUUCAGUCAAUGGAGUGCAAAUCACAGAGCCCUGCCAGCUCAACCAAGGUGCCGUCAUUCUCCUCGGCAGAACCAAUAUGUUCCGAUUUAAUCAUCCUAAAGAGGCGGCUAAAUUAAGAGAGAAGAGAAAGAGUGGCCUCCUCAACAGCUUGAGUUUAUCCAUGACUGAUCUAUCCAGAUCCUGUGAAAACCUCUCCACAGUCAUGCUGUAUAACCCUGGUCUCCUCACUCAAAAGGGCCCCAUCUUUCUCAGACUGGAGUUUGAGAGGCAACAAAGAGAAGAACUGGAAAAACUUGAAAAUAAAAGGCAGCUGAUCAAACAGAUGGAGGAAAAGCAGAAGAACGACAAAGCGGAGCUUGAGCGCAUGCAGGAGGAGGUGGAGUCUCAGAGGAAGGAGUCUGAGCAGGUGCAGCUGUGCAUACGCAGACAGGAGGAGAGCCUGCGCAGACGCAGUCAGGACAUCGAAAGUCGCCUCAGAGACUUGAUUGCUGAGAAAGAGCGAUUCCAGGAGGAGAGAAACAGGGAACAGAAGGAGCAGCAAAAACAGAGGAGACACCAGCAGCAGCAGCUGGAGGAGAAGGUGCAGGAGAAGCAUGAGAAGACUCCAUUCCAGUGUGAGCAUGUAGAACAAACAGAGCUCUUUCGUGAGCUGGAGCGCCUCAAAAGAGAGAGAGAUGAGCAGGCCAUCAAACUCCAGCUGGAACGAAGACGUCUGGAAGAGCGAGAAAAGGAACAGCUGAGUCUGGUUGGGCGUCUUGAGGAGCAGUUGAGGGAGCGCAGCGAGGAGGCCACCGCCCUUCUCACGCUGGAGGAGGCUCGUCGACUGGAGGACGAAAGACAGACGCUCACCGAGCUCAGGGAAGAGCUGCUCAGAGUGAAGGAGGCGCGGAUUGACGAUGAGGAGGAGGGAGGGGAGGAGGCACGGAGGAGUUGGCAGGAACGGUACGAGCAGUUCAAGCGGGUGCAGGUGGAGGAGCUGGGUUUGCUGGAGGAGUCACUCCUGCAGCAGAAGGACCGACUGGAGCAUGAGAUCACCAGUGAACGGACAUCGCUUGGCCUGAUGCUGCACACACAUAAAGACAAACAGAGACAGGCGCAUGAAGUGAUGGAGUGUGGCAUGCAGGAUGUGUCGUCUCUCAGUCAGGAGGAGGUGCUGAUCCAGCAGGCGGAACACAGACUCCAGUUUAAAGAGAAACAGCUCCUCUCUCUCCGGAAGAAUCAAUUGCCUGCCGUCUGUGAGGAGCGCCAGAGAGCCAGUGAACUGCUGGAGAGGGUGAGAGGAGGAAGAGGGUCUCCUGGGGCAGACAGGAGUCCAGAAGAAAUGGACAAAGAGCUGGAUGAAACGCUAUAUCAGGUGGAGAAAGAGUUGGAGGAGAAAGAGGAGCGUUUGUCUCAGUACAGCUCCAGUGCCGAGCAGUUGCAGCAGCUGCAGCAGUCGUACGAGUUCACUGCGAAUGUGUCCCGUCAGGAGGAGAAAGUUCGCAGGAAGGAGAAGGAGAUCCUGGAGUGGAGGGAGAAGCAGCAGCGGGAGGCUCUGGAGCAGGCGGUUGCGCGCUUGGAGAGGAGACAUUCGGCCCUGUGCAAGAGCCUCAAUCUGGAGCCCGAUAUCGAGAGGCCCCGCAGGAGGUCACAGUCUGCACUUGGACAAAGCACUUUCAGAUCACCAGGAACUCAGGAUCUCGACCAGAAGAGGAUGGAGAGCGAGAUUGCUCAGCUCAAGCAGAAGAUCAGUCAGAGUGAAGGAGGAAGUGGGUGGAGUCUAAGUAUUAGUGGUGAAGAAAAGAACAAUGUGAACCAAUCACCCAUCAGCCCCAUACAAACACUCCCCACUGUACUGUCUGUAGGAGACGAGAGGAUACACACAUAUAUUGAAGAGGAGGUGCAGCGGAGACUGAACCUGCUAAACCGAGAGAAUAACAACACACUCUCACUGUCUUCAGACUCACUACAGGAGGAGGAGCAGGACAGUGAGGGUAGCUCUGUUAGAUUGACAGAUGAGGACAAUGAUAAAAAACACAGUGAUGCACGCAAACAGAAAUACGAGCGGCUGGUGCCAAUACCUCUGGAUCUGAGUCCAGAGAGUCUUAAAGAUCCAGUGAAGAUCAGUAUAGCACGUUACAUGCUGUGUGGACAGGGCAAAGAUGAACACUUUGAGUUUGAAGUCAAGAUCAUGGUUCUGGACGAAACGUGGACCGUGUUCAGAAGAUACAGUCGUUUUCGGGAGAUGCACAAAUCCCUCAAGCUGAAAUAUCCAGAGCUUGCAGCUUUGGAUUUUCCUCCCAAAAAGAUUUUUGGAAACAGAGACGAGAGAAUGAUUGCAGAACGACGGAUUCAGUUGGAGCAAUACCUGCGGAACUUCUUCCAUGUGAUGCUGUCAUCCUCAUCCUCUUCUCCUCUGAGAACAGACGAGUGUGGAUUACACCUCUCCAAACACGCUGUGUGUGACAUCUCUCCGUUCUUUAAGAAGGGAGUGUUUGACUACAGCAGCCACGGAACAGGAUGACAUGAAUACAAACUCCGAUAAAAGCACACACACGCACACACACUCUCAUUGACUUUAUGAAGCUCUCUGAUAUAUUCACAUAAAUACAAACGGAUUCACUUACAGACAGGUGAAUCUCACUAAACCAUGUCCAUAAUAUGCCUUUGAAUAUGUUCUUGACAGGUUUCGCACUUAUGAACACACUCAGGAAAGAUCUAGUGAUAUGUAUGAGCAUAAGAUAAAUGAAAAAGAAGAUGUAAAUAGUUUUUCAGUGCCUUGUAGGCAGUAACUGAGCUUUAAAUGAUGGCAGGCGGUUGCCAUAACCUGCUCCAAACAUCUUGUGUUUACAUUGAGGACCAUAGAGCCUGUUACAGUGGAAACCACCAUCAGACAGGAGGUCCUGUAGCUGCUAGUUGAGUUUUGUUCAUGUUCUUCUCCUUUAAGUUGCUGCAUAUGAUGAAUCGCCAAUUCUUUCCUCUGGAUUCAAAGCUCUGACAAGGUGAUUGUUUAAUUUGUUUUUGAUGUGCCCCAAUCAUAAAUCGGCAUUUGAUGUGUGCUGUAAAUAAUUUACACUUGCACCUCGCUUAACAUACUCCUAGAUAGAGGAAUAGUUCCCCCAUACAUGAAUAAUUCAUCUAUCAUAUGGCUUCAGAAGACUUUGAAUAUACGUGCAAAAAGAUACUCAGGCUGAAACUGUGCAGAUUUCCAUUAUGUAACCAUUAAGAGGUCAACGCUCACAAUGGUAAACUGUAUUGGCACAGAUACUGUUAGCUAAUGUCUUCCUGAAACAACGACUUUUGAUUUACAUUUCACCCCAUUGUUUGUCCUUUAUACUCUAGCGGACACCGUUAAAGGGCUUUAUCAGUCAAAUAUACUGUUGUGACGGGUAAAUGUGUCCCUUGAAAAUGAUUAAUCUAAUGUUUAGCACUAUAAAGCCGAAUGUAGAGGUAAAUAUAUUGUACACUGUUGAUCUGUGCAGAAGAGCUUCUUCCCAUUUAACACAACUGUUAAGAGCUGCUCGGAGAAAAGGGAUUGUUGUGCUAUUAGACCUUUUACAAUAACAAACAUUUCAAGGGUUUUCCUUCAGUAGAUGUACACUAGAAUGUUUUUUUCUUCUUUUCAAUACUUAAGAGUACAGAUAGUGAGUGUAUACAUUUGUAAAAAUGAGCUAUUUUCAUUUCCUCUUUUAUUUCUGAAUCUGAAUGUAAUGAUUUUUGGGGAACUUAAUGAUUUGAAUAAUUGUUUAUUGUAGAUCGAAUGUCAUUUCAGUCGUUAGAAAAUAACACAAUCAGCUGUUUAGCACUGUAUUAAAUUAAUAUAGUUUAUUUAUAUUUGUGUACAUUUAUUAGACACAAACUGAUACAAAAUGUCAGUGUAAUGUACAUUUAAAGCAAUAUUCCUGGUUAAGCUGAAUCGACAACAUUUGUGGCGUUUAUUAUGGAAGUGAAUGGGGCCAAUAUUUGGUGGGUUUAAAGGCAGAAUUAUGCUUAAGCUUAUAAUAUUAUGUACAUUUUGUUAUUAGUAAUAUAAUUAACACUUGUGUAUUAUUUGAGCUGUAAAGUUGUUUAAAUCGUUUUUAUGGUGGUUUUAGGAUUCAUGGCAUUUCGUCGUCAUGGCAACAAUGUUGUAAAAUUGGAUAACUUUAAACAGAAAAGGUAAGUACGUUGUUUUAUCACAUAUUGUUUACAUCCUGUGGCUAUACUUUUCAAACUGGUUAUUUUAACGUUUACAAAUUGGCCCCAUUCAUUUCCAUUGUAAGUAACCUUGAUUUUUGCUUUUUUUAAAGAAAAGGAGGGGCGAGUUGAAAUAAUGUUUGUGGUAAUCAACAUUAUGCCACAAGUGCUGUCGUUUGAGCUUAACUUAUAUUGAACCCGGAAUAUUCCUUUAAGUAAAACAGAUACUAAAAAGUCAACGAGGGGUUGAUUUUGAUAAAGGACUUAAUGAUUUAUCCUUGGUUUUCUGGUGGUCAGUCUGAUGUUUGCCUAUUUUUUUACAAACCAGCUAAUGAGACAUUUGUACAACCUCUCCUUGCUGGUUUCACCUGUAAAUUCAAUACAAGAUGUGGCAAAGUCUAACUUCUGAAUUACAUACUACUAUUUCUAUUUUAGCCACACAUGGUAAAAUUAAUUCAAUAGUAUAAGUAUGAGAAUAGUACGCUAUUCAGAACUAAGCCAUCAUCUUUACCAGCCAUGAAGAUCUGAAAUGUGGCUGGAACUGAUUCAUCUUC